Dermacentor silvarum is the source of this 2086-nucleotide messenger RNA. RefSeq lists its product as uncharacterized. The coding region runs from base 171 to 2039 and encodes 622 amino acids. The record is from RefSeq and is a predicted model, not a curated record. Gene Ontology annotation, molecular function: sequence-specific DNA binding. NCBI's taxonomy places the organism in Eukaryota, Metazoa, Arthropoda, Arachnida, Ixodida, Ixodidae. The transcript is spliced from 8 exons.
GCGACUGCGUUCAAGCAGUAGCCGGAGCCAGUCACAGCCUCCUGCUGGACACGGGGCUUCAGCCGCUAGUAAAAGAAGAAAAGUCGCCGCUACCAGCCCGAGGAAGCCAGUUGCCAAACAUCAGUGUUCAGCCGCAUGACUGACAAGCUUGUCAAGUGCAUCGAGUCGACAUGACGGGCUGUUGUGUUCCCAAGUGCGCCGGAUCGACGCGUAAAGGACUUCGUUGUUUUCGCUUCCCCCGGGACCCAGAGCGAAGGAAGAGAUGGGAAGCCCAAGUAAAGCGGGAUCACUGGAAGGCAACGGACAACUCCUACAUUUGCGAGAAACACUUUGAAGAGGACCAGUACGAGGGAAAUCGACAAGAUGGGCGCCGUCUGUUAAAGUCAACAGCCCUGCCCACGCUGUUUCAAUUUCGACCUGUGCCUAAGCGAAGACCUCCUGCGAAGCGGCGUGCCCUUUCUUUGAAGGUACCCAGUGCGGCAGUGAACAGUACAAACAGCAGCAUCGUGACCAACGUGUCAACACCUGAAGAUAGCGUGAAGGCUGAGGCAGCCCCAGGCACUGAAAGUUCAGCUUUCACUCUGGUACAGGUACAUCUGCUUCAGCCGCCUGAUGUUGAACAAGUUAUUCAGAGUACAUCGUCCAGCACUGGGUCUAAAAAACAAGGCUAUGUGAAUGCCACGGUGGUCUCAAGCUCUGAAAGUUCAGCUUCCGCUCCGGUACAGGUGCAUCUGCUUCAGCCCCCUGAUGUUGAACAAGGUGUUCAGAAUACAUUGUCCACCACUGAGUGUAAAAAACAGCGCCAGGUCCCCACGGUACCGAGUGACCCGCCAUCAGCAUCUGCAAUCAGUCCUACAGAGCAGUUCGCCUCGGCAAACAUGACUGGACAAGUGAGUGCCAAGCCCUGCCCAGGUCAACAGCCUCUCCCGCUUGCCAAGAAAGCAGCGAUACUUGCCGACGUACGCGCAGGAAAGCUCAGCAAGGCUGAAAUUGUGUUCAAGUACCACAUACGUUGGGCUGUCUUAUACGAAGUCAUAAAGACUGCCAGUGAAAUAGAUGCCGCAUUAAAGCACCUUGUCGUGACGCCUGAAAAAAGUGACUCACAUUUGGUGGCGGAAGCACGUGGUUUCGAGGGCAAGCCUGAUGCUUCCAAGGUGCAGGAGAGCCAGGAGGGAAUCUCAACGACUCCGGGGGCAUUCUUCAUGUCAGAAGACUUGUACUUCAACCCCCCAAAGAAGCGCAGUAGGCAACUGGGUUCGAGGCAUAAGAAGUGCCUUCUGUCUUUAGAUGUCCAGAGUGCAUCCGGAGCAAGUGCAGAGACGAAUAUUGAUAGCCUCGGUGUGGCAAUUCCAACGACCACCACGAUCAAGAUUGGAGAAGCUGGGCACAGUGAGAGAACGAAUGGAUCAAAGCCCGUGGCUAGAGCUAUGCAUACUGUGUCCACGCAGACAGUGUCGUCGUCCGGAAGAGGGUCACUCAUCACGUUCCUGUCAACUACGAAUGGUGCCGAUGGAAUGACUCAAGUCAACCACAGACGACAGGCUGAUAAGGGUUCUGGACCUGCCACACAUUUCCAGAAGCUGCCAGCUGGUCUGAGCACAGACGGGGACUGCAAAGGCCUGUUGCCGCUGGAGUUUUCACGGCACUUUCGUAAAAUGGAUGACAAUGAUGAUAAUGCGACUCGCGUCGAAGACGAUACCGUUUGUUGGCCGCGGGCUCCUCCUUCGCCGCAACCGGAAUUUGUGACCGACUCUGCGAGCUCCUCAGCGCCUGCUGAGUCGUCCGGCUUCAGUCUUUUAAACGUCAAGCAAGAAGUCGAAGACAGUGACACUGAACAAAUUGUGUUUGAUCCCCUUGUUGUGCCAAAGCAAGAACCGCACUCACCACAAGGGGGAGACUGUGAUGACUUUGUUAUGGAGUGCGACGUAGACGUCGAACACAGUGGUGAACAAAAUUUUCAGCUUCUUCCGCAUAAUGUCAAUAAUGCCAUGAGCCAGUCGGAAGGUGUUAGUGUAAAGUGUGAACCCUUGUCACCGUAAUGUAUUGUGGACCAACAAAAUUUUUAGAGGAUGUCACAGAUAACAUG